Notolabrus celidotus (New Zealand spotty) is the source of this 2135-nucleotide messenger RNA. Its product is annotated as excitatory amino acid transporter 3-like. Lineage: Eukaryota; Metazoa; Chordata; Actinopteri; Labriformes; Labridae. Gene Ontology annotation, biological process: L-glutamate transmembrane transport. Gene Ontology annotation, molecular function: glutamate:sodium symporter activity; L-cysteine transmembrane transporter activity; L-glutamate transmembrane transporter activity. Gene Ontology annotation, cellular component: plasma membrane. The record is from RefSeq and is a predicted model, not a curated record. The transcript has 13 exons. Bases 193 to 1638 code for a protein of 481 amino acids.
CUAGCGACUGAAUGACCAGUUUGAUGGACGUGGAAGACUCCGUGGUUGCUAUGGUUUUUCUCCAGUUUCCUGAGAGAAGUUUUCGGUACUUUCAUUCUGCGACGACAAGUUUUAAGUUUUGUUUUCUGUGAACAUAGAGGAGACUCCGGAAGACGAUGAGUCUGAAAAUAUAGACUGUAACUUUAAGGAAGAAUGUGGCUUCAUCUCCAGGAAUGUAUUCUGUUUUCAAGUCUGAUGGCUGCCCUCUUGGGAAUUGUGACUGGCAUUGCUGCCAAGUUAUACCUGGAUCUUUCGGAGUUAGAGACAGGCUUGAUUGUGUUGCUAGGAGGAAUCCUUGAGCGAAUGAUUCAGAUGAUAAUUAUCCCUCUCAUUGUUUCAAGUGUGAUAACCGGAGUCUCUGACCUGUGUGAUAUGUAUACAGUCCACCGUUUGAACAUCUCUUUGAGAAUCGCUCUGCGGGCAGCUGUGUACUUUUUCCUCACGACUAUUUCGGCUAUGGUCACAGGGAUAAUCUUGGCGAUGCUGAUCAAACCUGGGGUUACCACUGAAGAAGUUGAGACGGAUGAAGGGUUCAUCUUCUUCUGCUGGUAUGCCUUGUUGGACCAAUUGAGGAUAAUGUUUCCAGAAAAUCUGAUUCAGGCUAGCGUCCAACAGUACCAGACUGACAAGACGGAGUUUGAAAUGCACUCGGACACCACGGAAACGAAUGCCCACGAAGAGGAACAACCGGGUCACUACAUUGGAAGAUUAAACUCCGUGGGCCUGAUUGUGUGCACCUUUGUUUUUGGAGUUGCCCUAAAGAACAUGGAAGAAGGGAAAAUCGUUGUGCAGCUCCUGGGAAUUGUCAACAAGGUCAUCGAGCAAAUGGUUGCCUUGUUUAUGUGCUACUUGCCGGUAGGAGUCCUGUUCAUGACAGUCGGCCAUGUGCUCGUAGUUCAUGACUGGCAGGAUAUCUACAAACUGGGGAAGUUUGUGACUGUGGUUGUUCUUGGGCUCUCUAUCCACGGAGUGAUAGUUCUGCCAACAAUCUAUCUUCUGCUAGCGAGAUGUAACCCCUGGAAAGUCAUGAAAGGGGUCUCUCCUGCAUUACGGACCGCAUUCAUCCUCUCAUCCAGCUCUGCCACACUGCAGCUCACUCUCAAAAGCUGUGAGAAGAGAAACCACAUUGAUCCCAAAGUGAGCCGCUUCAUGCUGCCCAUUGGGGCCAGAGUCAACAUGGAUGGAACUGCCCUCUAUGAGGUGGCUGCGGCAGUGUUCAUAGCCCAGCUCAGCCACAUCGAUUUGUGCCUCUCCCAGUUAAUCAUGAUCGGAAUAGUUGUUUCAGUCUCCAGUACAGGACCAGCAGGGAUCCCAGCGAAAGGAGCAAUGUCGACCCUCUUUGUACUUAGUGCAAUGGGUUUACCUGCAAAGGAAGUUGCCGGCUUGGUGCUUGUGGAAUGGCUGCUGGACCGCUGCAACACUGUUGUCAAUGUUUUGAGUGACUGCAUUGGUGUUGCACUUGUCAACCAACUGUCUCAAAUGGAACUGGAAGAAAAGGAGAAUCAGCGCAGGACAAGGGUGUCUGCCGGUGCGGUGGGAGGAAACAUCCAGGAUGACGAGCUCAGUUCUGAAGGCAGUGGUUCCUACAAAACUAUGUAGUUCCUCCCUUAUCUCAGGAAAUGUGAUCACUUCAAGACUACAUCACAGCAACCUUCCACCUGGGAAAGAGACGGUGUUGACAUGGUUUCUCAAGUGCUACACAACAUUGAUGCCUUUUAGUCAAUCUUGGCUUCUAUUUAACAUUUUAAGAUUUAAGACAUUUUAAGGAAGAUUAAUCUGGACUUUGGUGAUAGUAGAAUGUCAAAAGUUAUUCACAUGUUAAUGAACCUGGUACCAAGAUUUGUUAUUUUUUGAGAAAUAUAUUUAGUUGUAAAGUUUCGAUGUAAUUCAUGUUUUUAAUUAUACUUGUAAAACAGAAGUAUUUUUUUAUUUGAAUUUAUGUUGUGUAUGUAAUAUAUGUAGACCCACUUGUAUAUCAGUAUUUGCCGUAGAUGUAGAAGAGUGAUUAUUAAAUUGAAAAAAAUACACUGUAAUAAUCUUGGUCGCCUCAAAUUGAGAAAUCCAUAAAUAAAUAAAUAAAAUAUUACAAACAUGUA